This is a messenger RNA of Trichoplax adhaerens, 723 nucleotides long. RefSeq lists its product as uncharacterized. Lineage: Eukaryota; Metazoa; Placozoa; Uniplacotomia; Trichoplacea; Trichoplacidae. The record is from RefSeq and is a predicted model, not a curated record. The coding region runs from base 1 to 723 and encodes 240 amino acids. Gene Ontology annotation, molecular function: thiopurine S-methyltransferase activity. The transcript has a single exon.
AUGAGUUUAACGUAUAAAGAUUACGUUGCUUUGGGAAAUGAUACAGUCGAAGAUUGGGCAUCUUAUUGGGCCGAAGGCGACACAAACUGGGUAAGCGAUAAGUGUAAUCCUUGUUUAAUCAAAUAUUAUCAAUCCUGUUUGGCUUGUGAUCAACCAUCGACAAUUUUCGUACCAUUAUGUGGUAAAACUCAAGAUAUGCUUUGGUUAGCUAGAAAUGGUAAUCGAGUGAUUGGUGUUGAAAUGGUGCCACAGCCAUGCAUUGAUUUUUUUAGCGAAAAUAACAUUGACUAUUGUGUUGAAAAAUUGCAAGGUAUUGGUGAUGGCAAAGUAUAUCGAAGUCAAGCCGAUGGCUUGGACAUUACUAUUUACAAUUUCAAUUUCUAUGAAUUGACGGCAGAGUUACUAGGUUGUCAAUGUAAUCGCUUUUGGGAUAUUGGCGCUUUGAUUGCCCUUAACCCAGAACAGCAUUCAAAAUAUAUCCAACAAUUAAUGUCAUUGUUGACUCCUGAUGCACAAGGAAUAUUAUUUACGGUAGAAUUCGAUAUCAAUCAACGUCCUGAUGUAGCGUCGCCAUUUUGUGUACCUGAAAAUCGAGUUCAUGAAGUCUUAUCACCCGUUGCUAGUGUGAAACUUCUAGAAUCGAUAGAUACGCCUUAUUCUUGGUAUGGCCACUUAAAUUUAAACUCUAUGGAUGGCAAAUUUUACUUUCUGAAACGUAAAUAA